UAUGUGAUAAGAUCUUCAGUGUCGAAUCAUUCGAAUUUAGUUUUAGUGAAAUAUCUUAAAUCGCAAAAAUCAUGAUUCGUUCCAAUUGUUGUCGAUUAACUUCUUUAAUUACGAAUAAAUGCGUUUUGAAUCCAAUAAAAAAUUCUGCACUGCAUUCUCCGAUAAAGUUUACUAUCCGUAAAAUACCAACAGCUGUUCAAAUUCGUUGUUAUGCUUCAUUGCCAUCUGUACAAAACAACUGUGAGAAACAAUCUGAAAAUGAACAUACCGGUAAAAUGCAGAUACAUUUUACUUGUACAGUGUGCAACACAAGGAACAGCCGAAGGUUUUCAAAACUUUCAUACGAAAAAGGAAUUGUGAUCGUAGAAUGCGACGGGUGCAGUAACAACCAUUUGAUAGCUGAUAACUUGGGAUGGUUUCCAGAUACAGGAUGUAAAAAUAUUGAAGAAAUACUAUCUUCCAAAGAUUAACUACGGAAUUUGUUUAUCCGUGGUUACCAUGCCACCUUAUUCCACGGAUAGUUGAGAGUUUACUGUAUACCCUACAUUAAAUUAAAGCAAAUAGGCAAAUACCUUGUAAUAAGGUAAAAGUUGG
Messenger RNA from Metopolophium dirhodum (rose-grain aphid), 594 nucleotides. RefSeq names its product DNL-type zinc finger protein-like. Gene Ontology annotation, cellular component: mitochondrion. Gene Ontology annotation, molecular function: zinc ion binding; protein-folding chaperone binding. NCBI's taxonomy places the organism in Eukaryota, Metazoa, Arthropoda, Insecta, Hemiptera, Aphididae. The record is from RefSeq and is a predicted model, not a curated record. The transcript is spliced from 2 exons. Gene Ontology annotation, biological process: protein import into mitochondrial matrix; protein folding; protein stabilization. The coding region runs from base 72 to 470 and encodes 132 amino acids.